Molecule: messenger RNA, 944 nt
Organism: Thlaspi arvense
Lineage: Eukaryota; Viridiplantae; Streptophyta; Magnoliopsida; Brassicales; Brassicaceae
Source: the annotation of a GenBank genome assembly
ACAAACUCUCUUUUCCUUUUAUUUAUUUGUUUUUACUUUAUAGAUACAAAAACAGGGGAAAGCUCUUUCUCUCAGCUUCAAACAACACAUAGGAAUCAUCAUCAUCCCUCUAGGCGUUUCUUUCUAAGCAUAAUCAAGAGGCGCGUUUCCUUCACGCCACAGAUCAGUUGAGAGAUUGAUGGCUACCGGAGAGGAGAAGCCGGUGAUGGUCGUCGGGGUCGACGAGAGCGAGCAGAGCACUUACGCAUUGGAGUGGACGCUCGAUCGCUUCUUCGCUCCCUACGCUCCCAAUUUCCCUUUCAAGCUCUUCAUCGUCCACGCCAAACCUAACGCCGUCUCCGCCGUUGGUCUCGCCGGUCCCGGAACUGCGGAGGUUGUGCCUUAUGUUGAUGCCGAUUUGAAGCAUACAGCUGCUAGGGUUGUCGACAAAGCCAAAGCUCUUUGUCAGAGCAAAUCGGUUCAUGGCACCGUGAUCGAAGUUUUCGAAGGCGAUGCAAGAAACAUCCUAUGCGAAGUUGUGGAUAAACACCAUGCUUCUCUUCUUGUUGUGGGAAGCCAUGGAUAUGGAGCUAUCAAGAGGGCGGUUCUCGGGAGCGUGAGCGACUACUGUGCGCAUCAUGCUCAUUGCUCUGUGAUGAUCGUGAAGAAGCCUAAGAUCAAGGUCUGAAACCUAUCCGUCAAAGCAAAUUCUCUGCCUAGUCAAAUCAAUUUCAGUAAUAAUCUAUCUUGAUGCAAGACGAUCUAUCUACACACGCAUAUAUGUGCGUGUGACAUGUACUGUUUAAUACUACUGCCUAGUAUCUCUGUGUAAUUGUUUAUUACAUGUAGUGUUUUAGUAUUCCUAAACUAUACAUUCCCGUUUAAUAGUAUUUUAAGUCUGUGGGCUAUCUUUCUCUAGUACAAAACUUACCUUCACAAUUGCAAAUACGUUAAUCAAAACCAAC